Molecule: messenger RNA, 3178 nt
Organism: Ixodes scapularis (black-legged tick)
Lineage: Eukaryota; Metazoa; Arthropoda; Arachnida; Ixodida; Ixodidae
Product: zinc finger and SCAN domain-containing protein 22-like
Exons: 2
Coding region: 1823-2443 (206 amino acids)
Biological process (GO): regulation of transcription by RNA polymerase II
Cellular component (GO): nucleus
Molecular function (GO): DNA-binding transcription factor activity, RNA polymerase II-specific; RNA polymerase II cis-regulatory region sequence-specific DNA binding
Source: RefSeq, a predicted model, not a curated record
GUUACAGAGGAGGGGGGCAGGUGUCAAAGAUGCAUAAGCAGAACCACGAAUGAACUAAGCAAGGAUCUGAAAGGUGUUAAGCUGUGGCGGUCUUGAAGAAUGAGCCGUCUUUAAUGGGGGCGAUGAAGAGGGGAAGGCCACUAUAAGCAGGUUGUGAGUAGGGAGCAAUAGGAACAACAUAUUUACUUUGCAAUAGGGAAUGAAAACUUCAUACUGGUGUUUAAUGGUGAUGAAUUUAUACUGGUGAUCAAUUAACCAAAUGAUAACGUUUUGUCAUCAACUCCUGGAUGAUCUAAAGGAAUCUUUGCCCCUGCGGGUUUUAGAGAAACCCGUUAACGUGAACCAAGUAUAUCAGCUCAAACCCAUUCUUCAUACGUGAGCCCGGCCUAUGACCAUUUUCGGUAAGAAGCGAGGCUGACUGAUUGAUCUACUGCACAUUUUUUUAUCUAUGAUAGCAUCGGUCCUGUGGAUGUUGCAGUAGGGACGGAACCGGCACGAAUUGUCCGUCUACCAUGCGGUUAGACAUGUUUAUAGAAUAAAACAUGUCCUAAAAAUUGAGAUGGUCGGUGAUAUUUGGGAAAAUAUUCACUCUUGGAAAUGAUAUAGUCAUAUGAGUCUUUAUUUUUCGUGUCCUUCAGAUCGAAAAUUGUCGCAGGUACUCCCGAACUGAUGGACGGUGCCGUUAUCUAUGUCCCAUUUAAUCUGGAAAGUGGCAUUCAAUUCCUUAUUUGGUUAAACUGCACUGCAAAUGCGCGUUUUCAAGUUUGUUUCCUUUUUUUCUCGUCUCUGUGUCGCAAUUCGUAAUCAUUUACUGUGCAGUUUAAUCAAAUAAUGAAUAAUCACCUUGACCAAUUCCGACUACUGGUACCCUUCAGUUUUAGUUUUGCUACGCGAAUGCGAUGAUAUUUUAGGGUAAAUGUCGUCACUUUGUGUUGGCGACUGUUUAUUAACCCACAUUCUUCUAAACCUUGCAGGCAGAAGUAUCCCGAAAUCAUCUUAACUGGAACGGAAGUGGGGGCUAGGAAAGAGGGCCAGCCACCAACCAGUCAACCUUUGGCAGUGCCAGAGUUUUGUGCUACCUUUUCUUAGAUGAAUGAGACCGACAAGUCGGAUCAGAUAGGGAAUGACCACAGCUCAUCCAACUACAUGCUACAUUUCCAUCCCCUUCCCUACUUUUGUCCGCCGCGCACCAUGUUUGUUCUGCUGACGUGUAAUUCUCAAGACCUAUAGCGGUGUUAUACCGUACAGUUGUUGUUUUUGUAGCAUGCCUGCAUUUUUUCAGCACUAGAGAGCAGGAGCGCUGUAACUAAGCCACGCUCCUUUCUCGUACCCAGUUGUGUCUUCCUCGAUUAGUGUUGGACUGUAUUGACGGAAUCAAAGUAAAACCUUUGAAGCACGUUCUUCAAAGUAAAACCUUUGAAGAACGUGCUUAAUAGAUGAAUGUCCGCUUUUAUGUUUCAUUCACGUACAUGUUUUACAAUCGUCUUUUUCGUUAUGUUCAAUAUCCAGUUAUGAUGCGCUUGAUUGUUCGUGAUAUGAUUAUUUUGCCUUUUGAAUUACACCGCAAUAUGAAAGUAAACCCCUGACUUUCUCUACUUCAUCUGCACGACGAGUCUCUGUUUGCUUGUUUCUUGACUUUGUUCUGGUAUGGCUUCUGUGUUGGUGUAGUAUAAAUUAAAAAAAGAAACUAAAGAAAAUUUUAUUUUCACUUUUAAGAGAACUUUCCCUCGCAGCAUUGGACUACGAAUGGCAGAGACUGGACUGCGAGAACAGGGGAUCGGAGCCCUUCCAAGGAGCCGAUUUGCAGAGGCAACCAUUGAAGAUGGACCAGGAGGGGAGGACGGACGGCGGUGCGACUUCUUCCCCCAAUCUUACGGUGCCCACAGAACUAACAACACCAGACUGGAACGAAGAAUACUACGGCGACAAAGUGGAUAUCUUUGGCCGUGACAGCGACAGAUGUGGCACCGCUCGCCAAACCAACGGGUCGGACCCACAGAAGCCGCAAACGCACCGACAACAGGACAAGCGCCCGUGCCGCUUCUGUCCUUACUCCACCUCUUCCGCAACGGCUGUCUCCAUCCACGAGAGGACUCACACUGGCGAGAGGCCCUUCAGUUGCGGCGUCUGCAAGAAAACGUUCACGAGUAAGACUAACUUGACAGCUCACGUUAGAAUUCACACCGGAGAGAAGCCGUUCAAGUGCAACACGUGCAGCAGGGCGUUUAGUCAUAAAUGGAGCCUGGCGAAUCACGAAAGAAUUCACACCGGAGAGAAGCCGUUCAAGUGCAACACGUGCAGCAGGGCGUUUACUAUGAAAUGCACCUUGGCGGAACACGGGAGGACUCAUACUGGAGAGAAGCCGUACAGGUGCGAGACCUGCAGUAGAGCGUUCGCGGCUUAUAGCAGUUUACACACUCAUCGGAAGAUACAUCGCAAGUGAUCGAAACCCUCACGUGAACUAUAGCUGUGGAGGUAAUUUAAACGAAAUACUCAAGCUCCGACGUGUGUUUAUUUCAUUUGGGGAUACACCUGCAGGGGUUCUACUUGCGAGCGGUGUAGGUUUCGCAUUGUUUUAAAUAUUUCAGCCUGUUAUUUAUUGUGUAAUGACAGAUAAAAAUGUAAAUAUACCUUAGAAAAGACGGCAACGUUUCUUUUUGUGCACAAAAAGUGUAUGCAAAAAGUACUGGAAGCACAGUAUCUUUUUUUGUAAUUUAGAGUCAUUAAUCACAUGCUGCACCAGGAGUCUCUGAAUUGUCUGUUGGGUCGUUUAUCUUGCUUACAAACGGCCUACUCAUAUCCAAAAAUACUAAAUAAUAAAAUAACUGAGGUCUUUCAAGAGCAACAAUCUUAAGUUAAUGUAGAAGUUAAAAAGUAUAAGAAGAACAGAGUGAAGUGGAAGGGGCCAGCACAAAUUCAGUAUAUGAAAAUAAAGUAUAUUGAAAACUACUUAACACAUUAAGCUGGAAACUAAUGCUUGGCGCAUAGGACUGGAACAGCAUAUGCAAUACUCAAAGAAUUAGGAAUGCAAUGUUAUUUCCUAUCACAUAUUUCUUAAUUAUCUUAGACCUUUUUUUACCGGAUUGAGUUUUUGAAUUUUGAUGACAUCAUUCAAUGUGUGGUUGCAACAUGAAAUACUUCUAUUGGAAAGUAAACAUAUUCGACAGAAAUCUGCCUG